UCUCAACGUCCUUGACGCCGGGGCUGGUUUGUCUUGUGCUUGAAAAGCUUUCAGACAUGAUGGCAGCAAGAUUUCUCCGCCGGGCUGUCCCUGUGCUCAGACAGACUCGCUCCUAUGCUGACGUCUCCGGUGGCCCCCAGAUGUCCUUCACUUUUGCCUCUCCAACCCAGGUGUUCUUUAAAGAAGCCAGUGUGAAACAGGUUGAUGUGCCGACACUUACUGGUGCAUUUGGUAUCCUGCCUGCCCACGUGCCCACCCUGCAGGUSCUCCGGCCCGGUGUCGUCACAGUCUUUAGUGACGACGGCACCUCUUCCAAAUACUUUGUGAGCAGUGGGUCAGUAACAGUCAACGCUGAUUCUUCAGUACAGCUGCUAGCAGAGGAGGCCGUACCCCUCGACCAGCUGGACGUUGCAGCAGCCAGGGCCAACCUGGAGAAAGCCCAGUCUGACCUGCUCAGCACAAAUGACGAGGCGGCGAAGGCAGAAGUUAAGAUCAGCAUCGAGGCCAACGAGGCCAUCGUCAAAGCUCUGGAGUAGACCCGUGGUGCGACCUCACGGCUGCUUGCCUUCUGCCUGAAUACUGAAAGUGAACAUGGUUCUGUCCCUCUGGGAUUCCAGCUCAGACCCGUCAAGUGUCCAGGGGUUUCCAUUCUUUCUUUGUACAGUGGAUAAAACCAACAAUAAAUUUAUUUGGAAUUACU
Austrofundulus limnaeus is the source of this 700-nucleotide messenger RNA. RefSeq names its product ATP synthase F1 subunit delta (gene atp5f1d). The transcript has 4 exons. NCBI's taxonomy places the organism in Eukaryota, Metazoa, Chordata, Actinopteri, Cyprinodontiformes, Rivulidae. The record is from RefSeq and is a predicted model, not a curated record. Gene Ontology annotation, molecular function: proton-transporting ATP synthase activity, rotational mechanism. Gene Ontology annotation, biological process: proton motive force-driven ATP synthesis. Bases 57 to 536 code for a protein of 159 amino acids.